Rhipicephalus sanguineus (brown dog tick) is the source of this 1631-nucleotide messenger RNA. RefSeq lists its product as uncharacterized. The record is from RefSeq and is a predicted model, not a curated record. NCBI's taxonomy places the organism in Eukaryota, Metazoa, Arthropoda, Arachnida, Ixodida, Ixodidae. The transcript has a single exon. Bases 237 to 1259 code for a protein of 340 amino acids.
UCGCUGUCAGUCAGAAAAGAUCUUGUGGGCCGUUCAAAGCCGCCGGAUAAGGCAUACUCGCGCCGCAGCCCGUGGGCACAGCUCGUGACGUGUAUUGCAGUGUUACGAAAGUAUCUUGCGUAUAGCGUAUUUCCAGGCGUGCGUUACUUGUCGCGGGUGGCCCUCGGAGAUACCAAAGCGACGUUCAAAAACUUCGCAGCGUUUUCUACCAGAAUAUCCCAUUAUUCGUAAGCAUCAUGAAAGAAGUUAGUUUAUUGUUGCUCCUAUUUCUAGGCGAGCAGAUGCUGUGUUGCCCCUUGCGAGGUCUUCCAAGGAACGGAGUGUACGCACGAGGAGAGAUCCCGAAGAAUGUCACUGCUGGCACGGAGGUAACGUACGCCUGCAAGAAGGGCUUCCAGAUGCUGGGCAGGAACCGUCGUGUGUGCUUGGCCAACGGCAGAUGGCAUCCUGAAGGCCUGCCUUACUGCGUCGCAGAUGUCGCGGCAACCAAGGCCGUGUAUUCAUCACAGCCGCGAAGCGACCCAAAGCUGGCGAUGGACGGGAACCGAACGACAUGCGGCGUUACGCUCAGUCAUUUGUCUCCUUGGUACAUGGUCGACCUUCGGCAAGCACUGCCCAUCAGCGUGGUGAAGCUCGACCUGCCACCUUCUUCCGUCGCGGUUUCGGUGAUGGUGCGCGUCGGUAACUCGUCCACGGCAUUCCAGAACUCGGUGUGUAACGUUUUCAAAGGAAAUGUGAAGCCCGGUCGUUCCCUGUACUUGCCCUGCGUCUCCGCAGACAGCGGCCGUUUCGUGAGCGUCCACAUCAACGAAUUCGGCUCGCUCUCCAUCUGUGAAAUUGCUGUGUAUUCCGAAAUAGUCGACGUUGAGGACUCGGAGGUUACCACCGUUCGCUCAUCUGACCCACCUAACGAGCCGCCCCGCCCCAGAGGCAGCGCGCUGGGACUGAAGGGACUGACUGGCAUAGGCCUCGGCGUAUUCGUGCUCCUUGCCCCUAUAUGUUGCUGCUGUUGGUGUCAGCGGUGCACUAAAUGUUGCUACAAGAAAGCUAGGAUCAACAGAGCUCUCACAGGCGUCGAGAACAACGUGUUCGUGUUGUGCGAACACCCUAUGUCUCACAUGUACGCAAAUUCGUGGAACGACCUUGGCCGCGAUGGCACUGUUCCUACGGGUGCGAAGGGUGCAACCGCGAAGUUGAAAGACGUUCGCGUGCUGUCUCCAGCAGACAGCUUCUCCGACGUCGACUUAAGCAGCCCGUAACCAGUGCAUCAAGUUCGCUGUGUGAUGCGUGACUGAAAGUGCAACUUUGUUGCCAGCUUUCGCUGGACUCACAAACUACGUUGCAUUCAUUUUAUUACCAUUUCUUCAUGGCAUUUUUGUGAGGUCAGGAGCAUAAACAGAGUGCUGCGGCAGAAGCUCAAUAUGUUACGUGUGACAGUUUUUAUCCAAGUUUUUAGCGUACACUCAUUUUGUUCAGCAUGCUUGAUUUUAUGCUUUGUUCCGUUUAGACGAUAGGGUAGCGCACGUAACGCUUUGCACGCUGUUACCACGAUGAGUUUUAAUCACUUUAUCUUGCUCUUUCGUCUUGUUGUGCCACACAACAAUGCAUCUUUGAAUAAAAUAUGGUGCUGA